AUGGGGCCUCCUCUUUACCACCUAUCAGAUUUGGCCCUUCCCUCCUACCAAGGAGACCGCUGGUAACAUUCACAUUUUUACAUGGAAUUUUUCGAAAUAAAGGGGGCGGUAUAGGAUUCGAACCCCCGAUAUCACUGCUAAGACCCUCCGACUCGCCCACUCGAGUCGCUUAGCCCUUCUUAAAUUGGUGAUGAAGGUGCAUCAGGCUUAGGUUCUGCUUUAGCAAAUUGCAUUAAUCUCUCAAAUUUGACACUUGACCUUGAGUAAAAACAGUUUAUUAGUUUUGGAUUGUGA
Messenger RNA from Tetrahymena thermophila SB210, 294 nucleotides. RefSeq lists its product as hypothetical. The transcript has a single exon. NCBI's taxonomy places the organism in Eukaryota, Ciliophora, Oligohymenophorea, Hymenostomatida, Tetrahymenidae. The record is from RefSeq and is a predicted model, not a curated record.